UUCAGACAGAGUGCAUAUACAGGUAUAUUCAGACAGAUAGUAUAAGAAAAAUGUGUUUUUUUACAUUAAACCUGUAAACAUGUUCUUGUAGAACCCCCAAAUACAAGUAUGAACCUAAUGCUAAGCGUGAUAUGUCUCCUUUAAGUAAAUGACCUGAGUACUUCCUCCACCACUGACUACAACAAUAAAAGAUUUACACUGUUGUAAACAUAUAAACGUGGAACAGGAAGAUGAUGAUUUCUGUGUUUUGAAAUGUUGACCAAGAGAACAAAUAUCUCCUGAAAGAAACAGCAGCUGGCAACAUGAAUAUAUGGUGAUUACAGUCCUUUCUGUCUUUAGCUUCAAUUUAUUUAAAUAUAGGUCCAAAUGUUAAAAAAAGCAAAUUCUAUGUCGUGUAAACAUGAAGUAUAUUCACAUGUUUACAAUGAGUCAACUCUGCAAGUAUCAAGUAUGUUAAUGUUUAGUCAAGUAUGUUAAUUUUAAACUAAUGUACUCUGACGCUGAUUGGCUGCAAAAACCCCACUCCCCUGCUGACGUGCCUUCUCCGCUAAACUUCACAAUAAAGGUUGUUAGCUUUACGUAAGCUCUCGCUAUUUCGUCGUAGAGUGCCUAGAAGAUAGAGGAACACUUAAUUUCCAUCUCCAAGAGUUCAUUAUUAUUGUUUUGUAUCGUUUUUUGUUUUGUUUUACCGGACCUGCAUGACGUUGCGCUGAUUACAAGCUCUUAUUUUGAAAAACAAAAUGGUCAUCCGGUAUCAGGUGCCCAGUCUGCUCUCUGGACGGCUCAUACAUGUCCGCUGUAUCUAAAGCGAUGUCCAAAUUCCGUCUGGCGGUGGUCCAGCUGCACGUGACGAGCGUCAAAGCGGACAACCUGAGCAGAGCAAGGAGGCUCGUGAAGGAGGCGGCGGGACAGGGGAGCCAGCUCGUGCUACUUCCGGAAUGCUUCAAUUCUCCGUAUGGAACCGGCUUCUUCUCUCAGUAUGCUGAGAGGAUCCCAGGAGAGUCCACCCAGCUGCUGUCAGACACGGCGAAGGAGAACAAGGUGUAUCUGGUGGGAGGUAAGGAAGCUUCUGACUGACACACCAGGGUCCAUAGAGGAGAGCAUUCUACUCCACUGUGACUUUGCAUUUCAAUGUUUACGUCUAAUGAUUAUCCUGCUCAAUACUGAAACAUGGAAAUAUUCACUACACAGUAAUAUAUCGAUUCGAUUUGUUUCUUUUUUUUUCAGAAAAUAUUUAGAGUUAAGGUGUCAAAUAGUUUUAAACAUUAAAUAAUCACACAGCUUUUUACUGUAAAAUCACAGGCUCUUCAUGUAAACCUGCUA
Molecule: messenger RNA, 1323 nt
Organism: Anarrhichthys ocellatus (wolf-eel)
Lineage: Eukaryota; Metazoa; Chordata; Actinopteri; Perciformes; Anarhichadidae
Product: omega-amidase NIT2-like
Exons: 3
Coding region: 790-1077 (95 amino acids)
Biological process (GO): L-glutamine metabolic process; oxaloacetate metabolic process
Cellular component (GO): mitochondrion
Molecular function (GO): omega-amidase activity
Source: RefSeq, a predicted model, not a curated record